This is a messenger RNA of Trichechus manatus latirostris (Florida manatee), 2499 nucleotides long. It is a transcript of the gene ADAM11, whose product is annotated as ADAM metallopeptidase domain 11. NCBI's taxonomy places the organism in Eukaryota, Metazoa, Chordata, Mammalia, Sirenia, Trichechidae. Bases 1 to 2499 code for a protein of 832 amino acids. The transcript has 26 exons. Gene Ontology annotation, biological process: proteolysis. The record is from RefSeq and is a predicted model, not a curated record. Gene Ontology annotation, molecular function: metalloendopeptidase activity.
AUGGAGGCCCGGGACUGGCGUUCACCGGACGAGCCCCUGCCCUCGGGCCGCGUCCCGCCGCUGCCCGCCCAUCCUCUCAGCUCCACAGCCUCGGUAGCCGCCGGGGGCGCUCGGGCCAGGUCCGGGGGAGGCGCCCUCCUGGGCACCACGCCGAGGGGCGAGCCCGGCCGGGCAGCCACGCCCCCACACCUAAAAGGUGGGGCAUCCGCCUGCAGCUGUGGCCUUGUCUCCCCAGGUCUUGGGGCCCGGGGUCCUGCCGGAGCUCUGCGCUGGGGGAGCUCACUCCAGGUGGGGGAUCCGGAAGCCCCCGAGGUCAUGGAGCCCAGCCGUCUUGUGAGGGAGAGCUCCGGGGGAGAGGUCCGAAAGCUGCAGCUAGACACCAGGGUCCGCCAAGAGGCGCCAGGGGGCCCGCCUGUCCACCUGGCUCAGGUGAGUUUCGUCAUCCCAGCCUUCAACUCAAACUUCACCCUGGACCUGGAGCUGAACCAUCAUCUCCUCUCCUCGCAAUACGUGGAGCGUCAUUUCAGCCGUGAGGGGACAACCCAGCACAGCACUGGUGCCGGAGACCACUGCUACUACCAGGGGAAGCUCCGAGGAAACCCUCACUCCUUUGCCGCCCUUGCCACCUGCCAAGGCCUGCAUGGGGUCUUCUCUGACGGGAACUUCACUUACAUCGUGGAGCCCCGUGAGAUGGCUGGGACGCAGGAAGCCCCCCAGGGACCUUUUCCCCACCUCAUUUACCGGACCCCUCUUCUCCCAGCCCCCCUCGGAUGCAGGGAGCCAGGCUGUCUGUUUGCUGCCCCUGCUCAUAUUGCUCCCCCGAACCGGCCAAGGCUGAGAAGGAAAAGGCAGGUCCGCCGGGGCCACCCCACUGUGCACAGUGAGACCAAGUAUGUGGAGUUGAUUGUGAUCAAUGACCACCAGCUGUUUGGGCAGAUGCGACAGUCAGUGGUCCUCACCAGCAACUUUGCCAAGUCUGUGGUGAACCUGGCCGAUGUGAUAUACAAGGAACAGCUCAACACCCGCAUCGUGCUGGUCGCCAUGGAAACGUGGGCAGAUGGGGACAAGAUCCAGGUGCAAGAUGACCUCCUGGAGACCCUGGCCCGGCUCAUGGUCUACAGGCGGGAGGGGCUGCCUGAGCCCAGUGACGCCACCCACCUCUUCUCGGGCAGGACUUUCCAGAGCACCAGCAGCGGGGCUGCCUACAUGGGGGGCAUCUGCUCCAUGGCCCGGGGUGGGGGUGUGAACGAGUUCGGCAACGUGGGAGCCAUGGCGGUGACCCUGGCGCAGACGUUGGGGCAGAACCUGGGCAUGAUGUGGAACAAACAUCGAAGCUCUGCAGGGGACUGCAAGUGCCCGGACAUCUGGCUGGGUUGCAUCAUGGAGGACACUGGGUUCUACCUGCCCCGCAAGUUCUCGCGCUGCAGCAUCGACGAGUACAACCAGUUUCUGCAGGAGGGCGGCGGGAGCUGCCUCUUCAACAAACCUCUUAAGCUCCUGGACCCCCCUGAGUGCGGGAACGGCUUCGUGGAAGCUGGGGAGGAGUGUGACUGCGGCUCCCUGCAGGAGUGCAGCCGCGCGGGCGGGAACUGCUGCAAGAAAUGCACCCUGACACACGACGCCAUGUGCAGCGACGGGCUUUGCUGUCGCCGCUGCAAGUAUGAGCCGCGAGGUGUGUCCUGCCGAGAGGCCGUGAACGAGUGCGACAUUGCGGAGACCUGCACUGGGGACUCGAGCCAGUGUCCCGCUAACCUGCACAAGCUGGACGGUUACUACUGUGAUCAUGAACAGGGUCGCUGCUACGGUGGUCGCUGCAAAACCCGAGACCGGCAGUGCCAGGCUCUCUGGGGCCAUGCGGCUGCUGAUCGCUUCUGCUAUGAAAAACUGAACGUGGAGGGGACAGAGCGUGGGAACUGUGGGCGCAAGGGGUCAGGCUGGGUCCAGUGCAAUAAGCAGGAUGUGCUCUGUGGCUUCCUCCUCUGUGUCAACAUCUCUGGGGUCCCUCGUCUUGGGGAUCUGGGGGGAGACAUCAGCAGUGUUACCUUCUACCACCAGGGCAAGGAGCUGGACUGCAGGGGAGGCCAUGUGCAGCUGGCCGACGGCUCAGACCUGAGCUAUGUGGAGGAUGGCACAGCCUGUGGGCCCAACAUGCUAUGCCUGGACCAUCACUGCCUGUCAGCCUCUGCCUUCAACUUCAGCACCUGCCCCGGCAGUGGGGAGCGUCGAAUCUGCUCCCAUCAUGGGGUGUGCAGCAAUGAAGGGAAGUGUAUCUGUCAGCCAGACUGGACAGGCAAAGACUGCAGUAUCCACAACCCUCUGCCCACAACCCCACCCACGGGAGAGACGGAGAAAUACAAGGGUCCCAGCGGCACCAACAUCAUCAUUGGCUCCAUCGCCGGGGCAGUCCUGGUUGCAGCCAUCGUCCUGGGCGGCACGGGCUGGGGAUUUAAGAACAUCCGCCGAGGAAGGUACGACCCUACCCAGCAGGGGGCAGUGUGA